AUGCGGGCUAGGGAUGUGGAGGGGAUCGGGAUUGGGAGAGGCUGGGAUUGGGAUUGGGAGGGGAGCGUGGGGUUGGAGGAAGGGGGCAGGAGGGAGCCUAGAGUUGGCUCAGCUUCUUCCGCCGCUAGAGAAGGGAAAUCGAAGUCUGCAACUUCGGGCGCAGAAGUUCCACUCGUUACCGCUCAAGUCCCUCGUCUCCUCAUCGUCUCCCUCACCGUCUCCACCGUCUCCUUCACCGUCUGCCAUCCCCUCUUCCUCGUCGUCGGCCACCUCCUCGACGUCCCCCUCCUUCCCCUGUUCACUCCUUACACACCACGCUCAUUACCCUCUCUACCAUCCAACAAGAUGUUCUCCCUAGCCCUUCUAGCCCUCCUCGUCGUCAAGGCCACCGCACAAGUGCCUUCCUCCAUCUCCAACACCUGCGCAUCCUACCUCACAUCGCUCAACACCGACAGCGCACUCUCAUCCUGCAUCCAGCCUUUGCUCAGCGCCGCCUCCUCCUUCUCCCCCUCUAGCAGCAGCUCCACCUCCCAGCUCUCUAGCACCCUCACCACCCUCUGCUCUGCCUCCCCUUGCUCGGACACAGUCAUCCGUUCCCACUUAACCAACUUCUACUCUUCUUGCCAACCAGAGCUCACAGCCUCCAACACUACUUCCGGCACAGCAGGCACCGCCUAUGCAGAAGUACGCCAGUUCUACGACGUCCUGUACGUUAUCAACCCUCUCCGUUCUGCCGUCUGCAGCAAGGACAACUCCACCGGUGCCUGGUGCGUCGAGGAGAUCGCACACGAUAAUGCCGUAGCGGGGAACAACACCGGCGGCGCCGGGGGGGUAGUGAACGCCGCCGUCGCACCGUCAGAACAAGACAAAGCGAUACAGCUCGCCCAGGAUUACCUGUACAUCUCCGCUCCUACGCUCGUCAAGCGCGCCGACAGUACCAGCACCACCUCCGCCCCGCUCAGCACGCCUUCGCCUUUGGCAGGGGACAACAACAUCCUCCCCAACAGCACCACGUAUGGAAGUACGAACCUGGCAUUCCUCUUCCUCCUCCCUUCCCUCUCUAGCAACCUCCUGUGCACCUCGUGCACCCGCACGCUCCUCACAUCGUACAUCAAAUGGGAAAGCUCCGUCCCCUACGCGCUCGGACUCUCAAACUCGCAGAUCCUCGGUGGCCAAGCAGCGUUAUGGAACGGAGUCUCCGCUACCUGCGGAACCGGGUUUGUCGGGGACGUAGAACAGGGUGCGGGCACGGUGCUAGGCGGCUCGCUGAGUGGUGCACUCCCCCUCUUGAGCCCAGAAUGGGCAAAAGCAAUCGCGGGGGUGGUGGCGGGACUGGCGGCGCUCCUGGCGCUCUGAACGGCCCUUGGACGUUGGUCGUUGGGACGCAGGGACGCACGGGUGUUAUACCCAUACCCGCCCGCUUGGUUUAGUUCGAAAGACUACAUUAUGAAUCUACGAUGAUUGAGCUUGGCUUUUUUUGAUAUAUUCUUCUCUACUUGCCUUCUUCCCUCCCCUCCUUCUCUGCUUAGCGGCUCUCCCUCCCUCUUCCUCUUCCCCUUCCCGUUCCGCCUCCCCCCCCUUCCUACGCUUGUAGCUUUUGCCUUCCUCUGCGUUUACGCAUUUGCUCUACAUACUCUCUAUCGCGCGCGCGCAGGCUUGCGCUAUACUUGAUACUCGAUAUCUACAACCUUUGUCAAUUGGGAAUCGAAUUCAG
Dacryopinax primogenitus is the source of this 1714-nucleotide messenger RNA. RefSeq lists its product as uncharacterized. The record is from RefSeq and is a predicted model, not a curated record. The transcript has 2 exons. Bases 1 to 1356 code for a protein of 451 amino acids. NCBI's taxonomy places the organism in Eukaryota, Fungi, Basidiomycota, Dacrymycetes, Dacrymycetales, Dacrymycetaceae.